Messenger RNA from Penicillium oxalicum, 1923 nucleotides. Its product is annotated as AAA family ATPase CDC6. The coding region runs from base 1 to 1923 and encodes 640 amino acids. The record is from RefSeq and is a predicted model, not a curated record. The transcript is spliced from 3 exons. Gene Ontology annotation, cellular component: nucleus. Gene Ontology annotation, molecular function: ATP hydrolysis activity; DNA replication origin binding. Gene Ontology annotation, biological process: mitotic DNA replication checkpoint signaling; cell division; DNA replication initiation. NCBI's taxonomy places the organism in Eukaryota, Fungi, Ascomycota, Eurotiomycetes, Eurotiales, Aspergillaceae.
AUGGCAGCAUCAGUCUUGGGCAAGCGCGCUCGUAACACCACUGAGCCUGAAGGCCUUCCCGUGCGGACGGCGAGCAGACGUCGAACCGCGGCACCUCGUGCUUGCGGCGAGGAUGCGCCUGUUUCAAAACCAAUCCCCCGAACGCGGUCACGCACGAGUAUCGCACGCAAUGCUCCGGACCAAGAAAAUGGCAAUAGUGCCAAACCCUCCGAAAAGGCACUUUCAAAGCACACAAUUCAUGAGGAGCAGGGUGGGUCGCCGUCGAAGAUCAAUUCACAUUUCCGCACCUCAAAGUUUGUUGAGGAAGAGACCCCGGCUCCUGUCGAGUUCAAGACACCCCAAAAAGCGCGCUUUCGCGAUGCUUUGCAGAAUUCACCAUCCACCCCCCGCCAUCGAGUUCAAGUCGGGACGAAGGCUGUCACUCCGAGGACUCCGCGACAUGCUGAUCUUCUACUGACUCCGAGACCAAGCGCGACUCCGACAACUGCACAGACGGUCUACUCUCAAGCCCGACAGUUGUUUGCCAGGGGAUCAAAUGCGGGCCGAUUAGUUGGCAGGGACUCGGAACGGGAAAGGUUGACUGAAUUCAUUCAGGAUCGCGUGGAGGCUCAAAGAGGUGGCUGUCUUUACAUCAGCGGGCCGCCUGGAACAGGCAAGAGUGCCAUGGUCAAUGAGGUGUGCCAGGAGGUCGACUUGUCAAACGUGAAAGUUUCCCAUGUCAAUUGCGUGAGCAUGCGGAACGCUCGUGACGUCUACAGCAAACUUAUUCAGGAUUUCGAUGACGGGGCAGAUGUCUUCAAAAAGAGUGAGGCAGACCGAUUGAAGUCAACAUUCAUGCCAUCGAAGCGCAAUGGCUUGUAUCUGGUCUCGCUCGACGAAAUGGACCAUUUGCUCACGGGCGACUCGGAUGUACUACAAACACUGUUUGAAUGGUCUUUGUCAAGCCAAUCGUCUCUCAUUCUGAUCGGAAUCGCAAAUGCCCUGGAUCUGACCGAUCGAUCUCUGCCCCAGCUAAAGGCGAAGAACCUGCGACCGAUUCUCCUGCCAUUUUUACCCUACAACGCCGCGUCUAUUGCCGACGUUAUAACAAAUCGACUACGCUCGCUGAUGCCUGCCGCUGCAAGAGAGAAUGAUCCGAAAUUCGUCCCUUUCCUGCAGCCGGCCGCUAUCCAGCUCUGCGCCAAAAAGGUCGCAUCACAGACCGGUGAUCUGCGAAAAGCUUUUGAACUCAUCAAAAGGGCCAUUGACACGAUCGAACAAGAGACUCAACAGAAGCUCGCGAAACAAGCUUCCGAGGCAGACAAUUCGAUAUUGGUGGAAAACGCCAAUCUGUCAUCGCCCACCAAGGGAGCGCCUGUCCAGCGGCCAUCUACGAUGUCAAGCUACACAAUUCUCACUGCUCCUCGUGCGAGCAUCGCACAUAUCGCCCGCAUCACAAGCUCGGCGUUUGGCCAGGGUACGGUUCAACGGUUGAAAGGUCUAAAUCUGCAACAGAAAGCGGCUAUUUGUGCUUUGAUUACACUGGAACGUAAACGUCGCGAGGUCGACAUUAUGAGCACGCCCUCCAGGUCUCGAGGCUCUGCUCCUACUGUCAAGCAAGCAUUCGACACAUACUGCGCUCUGUGCCGGAAUGACAAUAUUUUGCAUCCGCUGACAUCGACCGAGUUUAAGGAUGUAUUGAGCAACCUCGAAACCAUGGGUCUGGUGGGCGAAUACCAAGGUCGUGGACAAGGUGGUACCCUGGGCGGCGGGUCUGGCGUCCGUCGUACCCCUUCUAAGUCGGGAAACAUUGUGUCGACACCUCAUCGCGGCAUGGAUGAGCAAGGUCUUGUCUGUUUCGUAUCACAGUCUGAGAUUGAGAGUCAAAUUGCGGGUCCCGGAGAAGGUAUCCUGAGGCGCUUGCUUCGUGGAGAGGGCCUUUGA